This is a messenger RNA of Daktulosphaira vitifoliae (grape phylloxera), 721 nucleotides long. RefSeq names its product ATP synthase subunit delta, mitochondrial (gene ATPsyndelta). Bases 138 to 620 code for a protein of 160 amino acids. The transcript is spliced from 4 exons. Gene Ontology annotation, biological process: proton motive force-driven ATP synthesis. Gene Ontology annotation, molecular function: proton-transporting ATP synthase activity, rotational mechanism. The record is from RefSeq and is a predicted model, not a curated record. NCBI's taxonomy places the organism in Eukaryota, Metazoa, Arthropoda, Insecta, Hemiptera, Phylloxeridae.
UUCAUGUUAUCAAUAGUGUAUCGAUAAGAGACUCGUAUAAGUGUAGAGGUCAUUUUCGUGGUGGUUUUGUUGAAUUAUUCGUAACUGCUAAAUUUCAUAUUGUAUUUUUAUAGGUUUAAAAUCUUUAAUACCGAAAAAUGGCAGUAUUUUUUCGAUCACGGUUGGUCACUCAACUUGCACAAGGAACAUCAAAAUGCUUUUCUCGAAACUAUGCCGAUCAAAUGAGUUUUACAUUUGCUGCUGCAAAUCAAGUUUACUAUACAGAACAAAAUGUUAAACAAGUUGAUGUACCAUCAUUCAGUGGUUCUUUUGGUAUUUUACCUAAUCAUGUGCCUACAUUAGCCGUUCUGCGACCUGGAGUUGUAACUGUGUAUGAAAAUGAUACAGUAUCUAAGAAAAUAUUCGUUUCAAGUGGAACGGUAACUGUAAAUGAAGAUUCUAGUGUUCAAGUUUUAGCUGAAGAGGCUCACCCAUUAGAAGAUUUAGAUGCGUCAGCUGCACGUCAAAUUUUACAAGAGUCUCAGAGUAAAUUAGCUACUGCUUCUGAUGAAGUUGCUAAGGCAGAAGCUGCCAUUGCUGUUGAAGUAGCUGAAGCUUUAGUAUUAGCAACAGGAAAUUAAAUUAUUAUAAAAUAUUGUAUAAUUAUAGCUUAAUAAUUCGUUUCAGAAUUUUUAUUAAAAAAAGUAGAUUGACUGAAGAAAAUUGAACAGAAAUUAUUUAA